Dothidotthia symphoricarpi CBS 119687 is the source of this 3546-nucleotide messenger RNA. RefSeq names its product heme peroxidase. The coding region runs from base 1 to 3369 and encodes 1122 amino acids. Gene Ontology annotation, molecular function: peroxidase activity; oxidoreductase activity, acting on paired donors, with incorporation or reduction of molecular oxygen; monooxygenase activity. The record is from RefSeq and is a predicted model, not a curated record. Gene Ontology annotation, biological process: response to oxidative stress. The transcript has 3 exons. NCBI's taxonomy places the organism in Eukaryota, Fungi, Ascomycota, Dothideomycetes, Pleosporales, Dothidotthiaceae.
AUGCCUAGUCAAUUGCGAUCUCUAUUAGGUACUAUCAGGAAGAAGCCAACCCAGGCAAGCGAUGGAAGGUCUGCGGAGGCAGCUAGCGGCCUGAAGGAUACCCGAAAAACCACCAUAACUCAAGACAUUAAGAAUCUCGGUAUCAAGAAUGCUAAGUUCGCGGUCGAGGCUGUCACAACAUUGGCUUCUGGCGAGCCUUUGGACGACAAAGACCUCUUGCUUGAAAAAGGCGUCGAGAUGCUCCAGGGACUGCCACCAAACAGCGGUCUUAGCCAGAAGGUGUCCGAUGGCUUCAUAGCCAUGUUAUGGAAUGACCUCCCUCACCCCACACCCAGCGCGGCCGGACCUUCGACUCGAUAUCGGCGGCACGAUGGUGGAGGGAACAGUUUGUGGAACCCCGAGAUAGGAAAGGCAGGUUCGCCUUAUGCACGAAAUGUCCCGCCUAUGAAACCCAAAGGCCCAUGUUUACCAGACGUUGAAGACGUAUAUGAGGCACUUUUGAAGCGCAAUGGUACCUUUCGUCCACAUCCGUCUGGCCUGAACCGGCUGUUCUUCUCGUUUGCGACUAUCGUUAUCCACGAGUGUUUUCAGACCUCUAGAAAAGAUCCCUGGAUCAACGAGACCUCCAGCUAUGUCGAUCUCAGUACACUCUACGGAAACACAGAGAAGGAACAAAAACGUGUGCGAACGUACAACAACGGCCUCAUCUAUUCCGACUCGAUCGCGUCCGAACGCAUCAUGAUGAUGCCUCCCGGUGUUGUUGCGGUGCUCCUUAUGUUCUCUAGGAAUCAUAAUCACGUCGCCGAAUCCUUGUUUUCUGUCAAUGAAGAUGGCAAGUACAAACCUUGGGACACUCUUGACGACGAGGGCAAAAAAUGGCAAGAUGAGGACAUCUUCCAACUCACUCGGAACAUCAACGUAGGCUUCUUCGCAUCUGUCGUCCUGCGGGAUUAUGUCGGAGCAAUUCUGAACACUCCGCGAGCAAAUUCGGAAUGGUCUCUCGAUCUUGGCAAAGAAAUCAAGCAAGGUGGGAGCCGCGUAGAACGAGGUACCGGUAGCCACGUAUCCGUCGAAUUCGCUGUUCUAUACCACUGGCAUGCUGCCCUAAGCGCCGCAGACGAUAGGUGGAUGGAAGACAUCAUACGAUCCGUCUUCCCUGACCUCGUUUCAGUCGACGAUGUUACAGUUGAGAUGUUCCAUGAAGUCAUGAAAACUCACGGCCAUUACUUGAUGAGUAAACUGCCCCACCAGUGGACUUUCGGGGGCCUCGAACGAGGCCCUGAUGGGAAAUUCAAGGACAGUGACCUCGCAGAGCUGAUGAAACAAUGCAUCGAGGAGCCAGCGCAUGCAUUUGGUGCACAUGGUACACCAUCCAGCUUGAGAAUCGUCGAUCUGAUGGGCCAAUUGCAGGCUCGUGAUCUGUUCAAUGUGUGUACCCUCAACGAGUUCCGCAGGUAUCUCAAUCUGAAACCUUACGAGAGCUUCGACGACUGGAACCAAGACAAAGAGACCGCGAGAGCUGCAGAGCUUCUUUACGGCCAUAUCGAGAACAUGGAGCUUUAUCCCGGCUUGAUGGCCGAAUGUACGAAGCCCGCUAUGCCAGGAAGCGGUGUCUGCCCCGGACAAACUACAGGACGAGGUAUCCUAAAUGAUGCCGUUGCCUUGGUGCGCGGCGAUCGAUUUCUCAGCUAUGAUUUCAACAGCAACACCCUGACACAAUGGGGUGCCGCACUGCUUUCGGAAACUACUCCAGGUGCAUACGGCGGUGUGUUCCCAAAACUGCUUUUCCAAGGCCUUCCCAGUGCAUUUACAGGCACCUCGACCUAUGCCCUGCUGCCAUUUUAUACUCCGGAGACUGCCAUAAGCAUUCUGAAGGGAAACAAUAUUCUGGAGAAAUACGAUACAAAGCGACCUUCGAACGAGAACGAGAUUGUUAGCAUUCAAACUCAAGAAGGUUGUAAAAAGAUCUUCGAAGACCGUGACAGCUUCGUAGUCAUGUACCAAGCAGCGAUUCGCAAUUGUACCGCUGGACACGACUUCAUGAUUGGUUGGGAUGAUGCAAAAAGACACGAUCAACGUUCCAACAUCUUGCAUAAAGUCUUCUUCGAAGAGGGUUUCGAGAAAAACAUUAAUGAGUUCUUCAGCACCAACGUGAGGAGUCUCAUCCAGAAGAAUUCAGUCCAGGGACCCAAGGGCAGAAAGUCCAUCAACAUUGUCCGAGAUGUGACAAACAUCACUCCUAUCCUCUGGCUUGCUGAGCGGUUCGCUCUCCCGAUCAAGACUCAAGACCAACCUCGAGGCCUUUUGUCCUUACACGAAGCUUUCACAGCCUAUCUCGUGCUGUUCAUGUACCAGAGUUUCAAUAUCAUACCAGCCAACGAAUGGAAGUUGAGAGAAGGUGCAAUGAAGGCUGCAGCUCCACUGCGCUCUAUCUUCGAAACUCAUUUGAAGACGCAAACGGGUAUGAUGGAAGGCUUCGUGGAUUGGAUGGCCAAGGGUAGUGCUUUUGAGGUGGGUCCCCACGCUGAUCGCAUCUAUCACGCGCUUGCAGACAGCAAGCUUCCUAUCGGCGACCAGGUAGGAGACUGCAUCGGAAUGGGAGCUCCUGUUGCUGGCAACAUUACACAGCAGGCUUCCCUUCUGAUCGAUCUCUACCUCAAACCUGAGUAUGAACAGUACAAGAAACGCAUUAUCGAACUUGCCCACAUGGAUCCCGCAGCAUCGGACCGCGAGCUCCAGGGUUUUGUCUAUGAAGGUAUGCGACACGUUGGAGUUGUUCCUGGUCUGCCUCGUGUUGCUACCAGGGACAUUACCGUGCUCGACGGUAUCCGCGGCCCGGUAGAAAUCAAGAAAGGACACACAGUGCUUAUCGCAACUUCCAAGGCGGCAAUGGACCCUAUUGCGUUUCCCAAUCCCGAGAUUCUGAACCCCCAUCGAUCGUUCAAGGAAUAUACACUCCUUGGCCAUGGCCUUCAUUUCUGCUUCGGCGCCCGGCUUGUAGGACCGUCGAUCGCAGCUACACUGCGUGAAGUCUUCAAGCUAAGAAAUGUGCGUCGUGCACCUGGAAAGCUGGGUCGAUUUACGAUUACCGAAGCCAAGCUAGCCGGGAUCACGAUGAGGCACUACGUGGAUGCCAACUCUAAAGAAAGUCCUAUUCCCACGAGUUUGACGUUACAUUAUGAUGAUGAGACUGUGGUGACAAAUGGUAUCAAUGGGACGCAUCGUGCCAAUGGAGUCAACUCUGCCAACGCUGUCAAUAUGGAGAAGACAAACGGCAUCAAUACCUAUGCGAACGGCACCAACAGUCACACGCAUGGCGUAAAUGGCCACAUGAACGGCAACGGACAUGGAAAUACCAAUAGUCACUAGGAUCGACGUUCCAUGAUAAAGUUCUUGUUGUGUGGUACAACUACGAGAGACGUGUGACUUUUCAAAUAUACCCACGCGUGCUUGCGGGCAGGCUAAACGCUCAGUAAGGUGAUGGUUUAGAUGUUGGUGGUUAUUGGCCACUGGAAGAUAUGAGAAAGUGAGCAAACAGGAUGUGCU